CUUUAAUUCAACAUCAAGGCCAACAGAAGAAUGCCAGCUUGGUUAGUAGACGCAGUUCUGGCGAGAUCUUGACUUACCACAUCAGUCAUUCUAUUCCCCCCAAGACCAACGCCCGACGCCUCAUGCCUAUGAACAAGAUCGUGGGCUUGAGGCUCGAGAGACACAGCAUACGCGAUGGCCGACACACGGGACCCAACACCAAUAGAUGACAGGGUCGAUAAUGCGAGAGAGCAGGUCACGUCCCCGAAAGAAGAGUUCCCAGCGAUCCCAGACCCCUCCCUCGAAGCACAAUCAUCACUGUCAACAGAGCCGCCACAGAGCUCGUCCCCAGCACAAGCAGUCCAGACCACCACCACUGCGACAGUUCCCAACCCAACCGACCCGACAGCCGGCAGCAACACCCUCGUCUGGCUUCCCCCGUCCCAAUACAGCGCGAUACGAGACAAGUGGCAGGACCAGUUCAUCUGGAGCCCGACAGCAUUCGCGAGCGAUCUGCCGGUCAACCAGACAUCGUUCAUCAGCGUGAACCGGUCGCGCGAGAACUCGGCCGUUACCAAGCCGCCGUUCUCGACACUUGCUGCUGCAGGGCAGAUCGAGGGCGUGGAGACACUGGGAGAUGUUGCCGAACCAGUGCUGCAGGGAAGCAGUGAUGGCGGCGGCGUUGAUGGGGAAGAUCAGGGCAAGGGCGGCAAUGUCGAUGGCGACAAGGAGAGGGACAGGAGUGAUCAUGCUGGUCAUGAACAGCAGGAGGAAGAUGACGAGCUAGCUGCGGCAGGCGGCCAAAAACAGCCAACCACAGCAACAGAGCAAAGAACAACUAGAUCACAACCACAACAAACAACACCACCAAGCAAAUGGGCCAAGAACCGUCCAGCGAAGACGAAACACUGGCACAGCUUCCACCUCCUCAAGAACACUGGGGCGCGCAGUCGGCGGAACUCGUCCUCGUCACAGACGAGUAAUAGCAACGACAACAACGCGGGCAGUGUUCAAGUACCGAGCUUGCCAGGGCGGAGGCAGCCAAUCCGAGGACAGAAGGGCGGGCGGACUCAAGGAAUCGGCCGGAUUCCGGUGCUUGUGCCCCAUCCAAAGUCGUACGAGGAGGACGAAGAGAAGAAGAAGGCUUCCAAUGCGAGGAAUCGGCAUCGGUCGAGAAGUGGACAGUCCAGAGGCAAGUCCCGAAGCAAGGGCGGCAGUGGCGAUGGUGGCAAGGGCGAGCCGACAAAGUCGCUUCUCACACCAGCCGCGGCCGCAAGUCCAUCCAGAACAGCAAAAGCUGCGAAACCAAAAUCCGGAACCAUGCAAGCAGCAGAGCAGGCCGUCCAGGACGCAGUUCGGCAACAGACCACAGCGAGGGGAGGCUCAGUAGCGAACAACACCAUCAUUGUGGCCGAAAUGCCCGAAGAUGGCAAUGACACACCGCGAAAGCCUCUCGUGCUGCCAGCUGGAGCGGCUCAAGCCCGCGGGCCGCUAGCGGACAUCGCGGGCUCGAACUUGCAAGUGCCUGAGGGAUCCAGCCGGAGUCGGAAGACGCGGCGAAGUCCUAGGCGCCGUGCAACUCUUGCUGAGAACAACGCUUCCGCCGCUGGCACGCAGCAAAGUCAAUUGAUACAGACUCAACCUGGCAGGAGCAAAGGAAAGAGCAGUGACAAGGCCUUGGACGCAAAUCGACCGGGCAAAGGCCGCUCGAAGCAGCCCCAGCCAACGACACACUCCCUGCCGGCCGACUCGAACAACUCAAUCAUUAUCUCCAAAAAUGGCAUCAUCCCGACUUCCCCAUCAGCGAGAUCAGUUCCGACGACAGCAGUCUCCAAGCAGAAGACGUCGUCAUCGCAGAUCUGCGUCAAUCUGAACAUUAACCUCGAUGUCGAGGUCCAUCUCAAAGCGAAGCUCCAUGGCGAUGUGACACUAACGCUCUUUGAAUAGAGUCACACAACACACAACGAGCACAUAUAGUUGCAAGGAAUUAGGCUGAUUGCAUUCCUGUCUGACAAAAUUAUAAGCGAAGUACAAAGUCAGACAUACUGCCCUUUUAGGACAACCCUCCUGUUUUGGGGAACUCGGUCACAUCUUAAAGCCACCCGAUCUGUUCUUCUUGCAGUCAAGUCAAGUCCGUGCACGGCUUAGAAAUUGUUCCGGCCAAGAUUGUGUCCCCCGUUUAAAACAUAGAGCGCCGCCCAUGCUCCUG
Messenger RNA from Microdochium trichocladiopsis, 2188 nucleotides. RefSeq lists its product as uncharacterized. The transcript has a single exon. NCBI's taxonomy places the organism in Eukaryota, Fungi, Ascomycota, Sordariomycetes, Xylariales, Microdochiaceae. The coding region runs from base 175 to 1926 and encodes 583 amino acids. The record is from RefSeq and is a predicted model, not a curated record.